This is a messenger RNA of Pipistrellus nathusii (Nathusius's pipistrelle), 936 nucleotides long. Lineage: Eukaryota; Metazoa; Chordata; Mammalia; Chiroptera; Vespertilionidae. The record is from the annotation of a GenBank genome assembly.
AUGGGUCAUGAGAGGCGUAAAAAGAGUCAAAGGUUACCUAUAGCUCAUUCAGAGGUAGAGGUCUGUGCAGAGGAGUUGUCCAGCCGGACCCGGCUGCGGGAGCUCCAGGGCCAGAUCGCUGCCAUCACGGGGAUCGCCCCCGACUGUCAGCGGAUCCUCGUGGGAUACCCGCCCGAGUGCCUGGACCUCAGCAAUGGGGAUACCAUGCUGGGGGAUUUGCCCAUCCAGUCAGGCGACAUGCUGAUCGUUGAAGAAGACCAAGCCAGGCCCCACGCCUCCCCUGCGUUUACCAGACAUGGUGCUCCUGGUUACGGCAGGGAAGCUGUGCCUGUGCUCACCAGGACUAUGGUCCCAGCAGACAACUCUUGCCUCUUUACCAGCGUGUACUAUGUGGUGGAAGGAGGGGUCUUGAAUCCAGCAUGCGCCCCUGAGAUGAGACGCCUCAUAGCACGAAUCGUAGCAAGUGAUCCAGAUUUCUACAGCGAAGCCAUCCUGGGCAAAACAAAUCAAGAGUACUGUGAAUGGAUCAAAAGGGAUGACACUUGGGGAGGAGCUAUUGAGAUAUCCAUUCUGUCUAAAUUUUACCAAUGCGAAAUAUGUGUGGUGGAUACCCAGACAGUGAGGAUUGACCGUUUUGGGGAAGACGCAGGAUACUCCAAAAGAGUCCUGCUUAUUUAUGACGGUGUCCACUAUGACCCGCUCCAACGUAACUUCCCUGACCCAGACACCCCUCCUCUGACUAUCUUCUCCUCGAAUGAUGAUAUUGUCCUGGUACAAGCACUGGAAUUAGCAGAUGAAGCUAAAAGAAAGAGACAGUUUACCGAUGUCAACCGCUUCACCCUGAGAUGCAUGAUAUGUCAAAAGGGGUUAACUGGACAAGCAGAAGCAAGAGAACAUGCCAAGGAGACAGGCCAUACCAACUUCGGAGAAGUGUGA